Bemisia tabaci is the source of this 3421-nucleotide messenger RNA. NCBI's taxonomy places the organism in Eukaryota, Metazoa, Arthropoda, Insecta, Hemiptera, Aleyrodidae. The record is from RefSeq and is a predicted model, not a curated record.
CGCUCUGGUCCUUCAGUCAACGCUCCCGCAUCUUCCGAUCCGCUCCGUCCCUGCCCAAACGGGAUUUCACGCGACGCGAAUUUAUCCGCAAUCCACGAAAAACAUCUCGCGUCCACCGAUACGUUGUCUCGAUGGAUUUUCGGUUCUAAGCGGCGAUCGUCAAAGUUUUUUCUUAACCGAAAGAGAGAGAGAAAAAAUUAGUGUAAGCAGAGCCCCAGUUGAAAAAACUCCCUCGAAUAUUCUGCAGAGCAUUCGUAUAGUACGAAGGAAUUCGCUGCUGACAUAAAAAACUCAUUCAAAAACAGUGUGAAAGUUUGGAAAUGACGGUUAGUGUCUCAAAAAGGAAUCUCUUACCUUCUUCAUUCUAGCAUGAAUCGGAGGACUAGUUAAAUAGCAGAUACUUUAUUUACCAGCGUCUUGAGGUGGUUGAAAUGGUGAGCAGUGCUGAAUUAUUUUACUGAAUUGUAUCUUGAUAAGUUUUUACUUAAAUACCGGAGGUAGCAAAAUCUAUUGCAAAGUGAUCGCCAUCAAAAAGUGUUCAAUUUUUCAAACAUGCGACGCGACAGACAAUAAUUGUGCGCCAGUACCUCGAAUGGAAGAACACAAAAGUUGUGAUCAUUCGAAGGAUCCUGAUCAAGAUAAUGUAUCCAGUAUCUUUCCAAUCUAUUCAAGAUCGUGGAAAUGAAGUUGGGACGUGAGAGUGCGGACCGAAUAUGCUGUAAGCGAUUGAAAAGGUGACACUCAAACAUGGAUUUUCGGAACUUGGUAUGAUGGACCAUGUUGCAUCACACUUCCUGAUCAUGAGUGAAAGACUGCUCACAAUUUCGUCAUACCUGACGUACUGUUUGCUCAUUUGGAUGACAAGAUUCGUUGUAAUCAAAUCCAAUGGACUUUCAAAUUCCAUACUUUAUAAAAUGAAGAAUGCUGACGAAUGUACCGAGACGUGCUCCAUUCUCCUCACACUAGGUGAAACUAAAAGUUUAUGGAAGCUUAAACCCCUCCCGGCUAAGAACUUGACAUUCAUCGUUGCUCCUUGCUCAUCUAAAGUCUCAUGGUCGGUCCGAUGGUAUCUUCCACAAGAAAACACGACGAUCGAUAGCGUCCUGAAAGAGGGGAACGGACAGGUGAUAGUGGAGGAAACAAGCGACUCCCUGAUGCACGUGACUGUGACCAGGAGGGGUUUCUACGUGCUGGCCCUGAGGGCGGUUAAGGCCGACGCCCGCGUCUUCCUCCGAAGCGUCGAGGAUGACGACCUGCCACCCUUCCUCCAGGUCAACCAAUCCAGUCACAUCACCAUCGAGAAUCGACGCAAGGGCACGCUCACUUUCCACUGGAGUCCCAGUGUUCUAGAUCCAAAAUGGACGGAUUUUUGCGUGGUUGUCAAUACGAGAGGACCGUAUCACUCGUUUUGCGCCGCUAAUGAGGAUAAAAACGCCCUCUCGUCAUGGACACAAUCUUUUCCAGAUGGCGACCACUCUGUAGCUCUGGAUCCGAAGUGGAAAAAAUACGUCACAUCAUGGAAAAAUGUCGCAGAGAAUCCGAAAAAUUAUUUUCAGAUGAAGUGCAAAGUCGGGAAGAACAGGCGGACGUUCAAGAAUUUCACGGAGCACGUUCGAUACUUCGUGGACAUUUUUUACAGAUCAAAUAACGUCACUUACAACUUCCCGCUACCUUACGCGAGCAAAACUUUCGUCCACCAAGAGCCGAGUCGUUUGAUCAAACUGCGAGACGGCAAAGUGACGACGGUUGACUUGACCAGACUUCACGGCAAAGCGGUCUUUAAGUAUAAGACAAGCAGGAGCACCGUAGGAAAUCUAACAUUCGUUAUCAUACCCUGCAAAUGGGCAGCUGAAAUCGAAGUUUCACGCCAACAAAAACAUCAAGAGGGUGUUGUUCAACACAGAGCGCAGAUCACGAACGCUUAUCGGCUCACCCUACCCCACGUUCAACCACAUCAGAUAAUUAGUCUUAAAAUUUCUUAUUUAGGCAAUUUUGACAACUCUCAACAUUCGUCCAAUAUUGAGGUGUUGGCAUCGACGAACUCGACGACUCUAUCCAAGUUCCCAGUCCUGCCUGCGUCGGCGACGGUCUACGAGUUCAAGUGGCUACGCACGUGCCGCUCCGUGACGGUCGGCUGGGUGCCGGUCAAGAGGCUACCCUCCGAGAGCCCGGUCUCGUACUGCCUCUACGCCUUCCGCAGGGAUCCCGACGAUGAUUGGGACCCCACGCCGGACCAGUGCAAGCCCGAGGCCAGGACCAAGGAUAUCAACUCCCUGGCGGCCGUGGAGUGUCAUCGCUACAGCGCAGAGAACGAAACGAACCGAACCUCGCCAUUCGUGAUGACACGGAAAAUCAAUCGACUACGACCAAAUUUCAGCUACUCGAUACAGGUAGUUGUGAAAGUGCAAGACGGUCGAUCUCUAUCGUACGAUCGCUUGGCGGUACAAACACGGCGCUCAUGCAAAUCAUUGACAAUGAGUUAAGAUUAGACAUAUUUGUAACCACCAUUUUAUCGCGAAGGUCCUUCAACUACAAAAGUCUGAGAUUCAAUAUAAUAAAGAGACUGUGUAGUCAACUUUUUUUACUGCAAAGAAGUGUUUUGGAUUGAAACGAUUAUUUCCUCUGAUUUUGGCUAAAUAUGCAUAGUAGCAAUGGUUUACUGCGUGGCCAACCGAAAAUAUGUACCAUAGUUCGAUAUUUUUCACAUUUGAAUGCGUAAACGUGUUUCGCUGACAUUGUUUCGAAACAAAUUGUCUGCAUAUUUUCUCCACAAUGAUCACUGGUCUUUCUUAGAAUGUUUUGACGUGAGAAUGAAUUGGUGUUAGUAUAUCAAUUCAGAGAGUUAGUUUGGCACUUACUCCUUGCAAUAGUGGUAUCCAACCAAAUAUAAGACUGCAAUAAAAUAUAAUAAUUGGAAAGGAACAAUACAUGUAUGAUCCAUAGGCCUAUAUGUUGGACUUUUUUCUCCUCUAUGCAACAUAAUCUUAUGAAAACUGCAUUUUUUUUAAUCGUUCAAGUCGCUGAAAUUCCAGUUCUUUUUGUCAAUACAUGCCUUAGAACUUAGUUGCACUUCACUUUUUUCCAAAGGCAACCGAGGUAUGAUUAUUGCAUACACGCACAAAAUAGAAUCACCAGUACUUGCAGAAAAGAUGACUAUUAUCUCUGCAGUGGAAUCCAUGAUGAAAGAGAUAAUGUACGAUUAUAUUUUCAGUUAGUGCCCAAAAAUUAACCUUCUUUGACCCGAAAUUAAAGAAAAUAGUGAUUACUAGAUCUGUAUAUUAAAUAUAUGUAUUUUAAGUUAAGAUAUCCACGGAACGACAAUACUCUUAAUGAACUUUUUUAUUGUUUUUACAUUGUAUUUUUACUCUCAUUCGCCGUUUUAUACAUAAUUCGUCAAUAAAAUUGGUUUCAAUCACCAUAA